AUUAUAUUUUUUAGAAAAUAUUCUUUCUCUAAAAUCUGUUGCGAAAAAUUGUAAUGAGAAAUUAAAGUGCGUAAUCGGCUAGUCGGGAGACCACGUGACGUCACAGCCGCCCUUCUGUCGCCCUUUCAAAGCUCGAGCUGUCAGCGUGCGGACGCGCAACCAGAAAAAACAUCAACAAACAAACAAACAAAUCAGCAAAACGCGCAGAGUUUGGGACUGUGCGGCUGUUAGAGAGCACCUCGAUUCGUUCACGCCGGUGAUCUGUGAGUUUAAAGCGAAGGAAAGGCGCGCGGAACGGAAACAUGGCCGAGCUCAUGGCCGGGUUCGGGAUCUUUACGCACGCUGUGGUUCGAGCGGUUCCUCGGUCUCUGUCCACGGAAGCACUGAGGACCGGUAAUCUGGAGGUGGACGCGGUGAAAGCCCAGCAGGAACACGAGGAGUACGUGACGGUUCUGAAGCACCGGCUCGGGCUGGAGGUGAUCGAGCUGCCCGCGGAUGAGACGCUACCGGACUGCGUGUUCGUGGAGGAUCCUGCGGUCGUAUGCGGUGACACCGCGCUCAUCACCAGACCCGGAGCCGAGAGCAGACGCGGGGAGACGGAGGCCAUGAAGAGAGCAUUGACUGAGCUCAGUCUGAAUGUCGUGGAGAUGACGGAUGAAACGGCCACGCUGGACGGAGGAGAUGUCUUGUUCACAGGUAGAGAGUUUUUCGUGGGUUUAUCCAAGAGGACCAAUCAGAGAGGAGCAGAGAUUCUGGCAGACACGUUUAAGGACUACGCCGUGUCAACGGUUCCAGUACGGCAGGGACUUCAUCUGAAGAGUUUCUGCAGUAUGGCCGGACCGGAUCUCAUCGCCAUCGGCUCCAGUGAACAUGCACAGAAAGCCCUAAAGAUCAUGCAGCAGAUGAGUGAUCAUAAAUAUGAUAAACUGACGCUUCCUGAUGAUUUGGCUGCAAACUGCAUCUACAUGAAUCUGCCCUCUAAAGGUCACGUCCUGCUCCACUGCACACCUGAAGAGUUCCCCGAGAGCGCCAAGGUGUUUGAGAGGCUGAAGGAUCACAUGCUCAUUCCAGUGUCCAAUCGGGAGAAGGUGAAGGUGGACGGCGCUCUGACCUGCUGCUCGGUCCUCAUCAAUAAGAAGAGUCAGAUGUGAUGAAUCUCCUGCUGAUGUUUCCUCUCCUGAAAGCCAUGUGACGAUCACACGAGUGCUCUUAUUGUGUCACAGUGAAGAGGGUCAUUCCUGAAACGUGAACGGAACACAUUUUUGUAAACGUCAUUUAUAAAUCUGCUCUUACCUUCCUUUUGUGGAAUUGAAUUUGUUGUUUAAAUGUGACAUUUCUGUGUACUUUGUUCUGUCUCCUCUUCACAAACUAUCUCUAGUGCAAGUGAUUUACUGUGAAAAGAAGUGUUUUUGAGAGUUUUGUAGAAAUGAUGAACAACAAUCAAGAAAUUAGUUUCUUUUGUGUGAAGAGGAAAUGAAAAAGUAAAACAUAAAAACACCAAAGCUUUUAUUAUUUGUUUUAAUUCUUACCCCCUGUAACAUGCAAAAGCUAAAACAGAAAAUAUUUUAGUGAUUGGGGAUUCUUGGACAUGUGAGAUUUAUACUCGGGACUGGGAAGGUUACUUUUAAAAUGUAUAUCACUACAGAUUACUAAAGACAUGCUUUGAAAAGUAAUUUGUAACAUUUUGGUAGAUUACAUAACUUUUUUGUUAUUUAAUCUAAAUCCUUUGUAAUAGAAAUAAGGGACAUAAAACAAAGGAUCACCAAACAGACGACUUGGCAUUCCUCUGAAUAUUAUUUUAAACAACAUCAGUUUUACAUCAUUGGACAUUAUAGUCCACAAUUCUAAGAAAAGACGUCACAAUUGUGAGGAAAAAAGAGAACUUGCAUAUUCAGUAAGGGUUAUUAAACCUAUGAGCAGAACUUUAGUUUAGGAUGCUUUUGCAGAUCAUCAAAGUCAGAGAAUCAACAGUUCCAAGUAAUCAUCUAAAAUACUUUUGGGAUGUAACUGUAAUUUGAUUACUCCCAUUUAAAAGUAACUGUCAUGAAAUACAUUUACUCAAAUUUUGUAUUUAAAACGUAACUAAGUUUUGAAUUUUGUAACUACUGCCAGAUUGCGAACUUUGACUGAAACUUUUGAUUCUCAAGUUAUGUGACGCUGUUGCUAAACAGUGGUCGGAUGUCCUUCCUCACUGUGAUGCCAUUUAAAAUGUCCAAUCGGAUGCCUUAAUCUGAUGUUAGGUCAAUGUGUGUAUGAAACAUCUGAUAUAUAUCUGUAUAUAUCUGUACACAAGAUUAGUAGAAAAUAUUACAACUUGAAUUAUUUUAUAUGUCUGUGUUUGAACUAGUAAGUGAACAUUACCUACACUAGACAACAUAGUUUUUGUAAACUUUUCUCUAGAAAAGAAGGAUCAAUUCACUGGAGGCUUCAAGUGUGUGUUGUAAUACAUCAGUUUUUUUUUUCUCUUUCAGUCGAUGAUUAAGGGGCCAGAGUCACGAUGUCCAAACAUCAGUACACUUAUAUAAAAAGAGAAAUCUUUCGCUCUGUCUCUCUCCUGAAUGCUGCUUUCAUUAUUUGUCUACAUGUCAAAUAUCUGCUGUUUUUCAGCGCGCACACAAUGUCAGCCGGUCUAAACAUUCCCAGGUCACACUGCAUGAUGUCAUGUUCACAGAGAUAUCAGUGUUUACCACUUAAACAAUCUCAUCAUGCAGAAUAAAUUCUUUCCUAGUUUCAUCAUGAGACUGAAAAAGCUUACGGAAACUUUUGAGUUUUCCUACUUUUGAUCCUUUGUAGUCUGUUGACACCAAACCCGUCUCAGGACUUUUCUGAUGCCUUCAGUAUUGUUCUUCUUUCACUUUUGUAUUUUCUAAACCUAGAUGAUUUCUGAUGUGUUUGUGGUAAAUGUGCUAUGGCCUGUCAGAUGAUAGAAAUCAGAAAAAGGUUAUUUUCCUUCUGGAAGAGUUUGAAAGACGUAAACAUUCCCUCUUUGACUUGCACUCUGUCAUUUUAGUGAACAUUUUCAUCCACUGUUAAUAUAUGGAAAAUGACACAUAAAUAAUGAUUUUAGUGAUUUCUUUGUAUAUGAAAUAUUCAGAAUGGUGCCAUACAUUUGUUAAGAUCUCUGCAGAUGGUGUGUCAGCUCUGAUAUUUUUGUUGGUUUUUGAGAAUAAAGCAGGUCUGUGUAA
This is a messenger RNA of Triplophysa dalaica, 3185 nucleotides long. It is a transcript of the gene ddah1, whose product is annotated as dimethylarginine dimethylaminohydrolase 1. Gene Ontology annotation, molecular function: amino acid binding; dimethylargininase activity. Gene Ontology annotation, biological process: arginine metabolic process; positive regulation of nitric oxide biosynthetic process. The record is from RefSeq and is a predicted model, not a curated record. The coding region runs from base 303 to 1151 and encodes 282 amino acids. NCBI's taxonomy places the organism in Eukaryota, Metazoa, Chordata, Actinopteri, Cypriniformes, Nemacheilidae. The transcript is spliced from 6 exons.